This is a messenger RNA of Dromaius novaehollandiae (emu), 919 nucleotides long. RefSeq names its product aquaporin 8 (gene AQP8). Lineage: Eukaryota; Metazoa; Chordata; Aves; Casuariiformes; Dromaiidae. Gene Ontology annotation, cellular component: plasma membrane. The record is from RefSeq and is a predicted model, not a curated record. The coding region runs from base 140 to 919 and encodes 259 amino acids. Gene Ontology annotation, biological process: transmembrane transport; water transport. The transcript has 6 exons. Gene Ontology annotation, molecular function: water channel activity.
CCUCUUCAUACGCGUCAAGCGGGAGCUUCCAGGAUUUCGAUGAGAUAAGUAAGCUGUUCCCGCAGGUGCACCGCUCACUCUGCACCAGGGCCGGGCCGCUGUCCGGAGCUCCCGGAACCAAGGGCGCCGAGGCUCCCUCAUGGCCACCGAGGAGCCCGGUCCCUCCACCGCGAAGGAGGUGCGGGUGCACGGGGUGCCCAAGCCCCCGCCUCCGAAGCCCCGCUGGUACGAGCGCUGCGUGCAGCCCUGCGUGGCCGAGCUCCUGGGCAGCGCGCUCUUCGUCUUCAUCGGCUGCGCCUCCGUCAUCGAGAACGCGGAGGGCACGGGGAGGCUGCAGCCCGCCCUGGCGCACGGGCUGGCCCUGGGGCUCAACGUCGCCGUCCUGGGCAGCAUCAGCGGAGGCCACUUCAACCCCGCCGUGUCCCUGGGCGCGUGGCUGGUCGGCGGCCUGAGCAUCACGAUGCUGCUGCCCUACUGGGCGUCCCAGCUCUGCGGCGGGGUGAUGGGAGCCGCCCUGGCCAAGGCAGCCACGGCCGGCGAGCGCUUCGCCAACGCCAGCGGAGGAGCCUGCGGGACCGUCGCCGCCGACGCGCGGGUCCCCGCCGCCCUGGCCGCCGAGGUGCUGGCCACGGCCCUGCUGGUGCUCGCCGUCUGCAUGGGGGCCCUCAACGAGGGGACCAGGACGCCGCUGGCACCUCUCUGCGUCGGCGCCGCCGUCACGGCCGCCGUCCUGGCGGGGGGCGGUGCCGGCUCCGGAGCCUGCAUGAACCCCGCCAGAGCCUUCGGGCCGGCGCUGGUGGCGAACCACUGGGACUAUCACUGGGUUUACUGGGUGGGGCCCGUGCUCGGUGGCCUCCUCGUCGGCGCCCUGGUGAGGCUCCUGAUGGGUGACGAGAAAACCCGGCUGCUGCUGCUGUGA